AUGAGCAACUACACAGCAUUGAGUGGUGGAUCUACAUUUGAAGAUAUCAUUGAAGAAAUAAGGAAGAUGGAUGCAAAAAUAGCCUAAUAAAUGAACCAGAGAAGUUAAAAAUUUAAUUAAAAGGAAUCGGUUCAUCUAAUUGACAAACAAUUGGGAGAAUAAAUAAAAAAGAUAAAUGGAUUGAUAAAUGAAGGGAGAACGUAAUUAAAUAAAAAGAAAAAUCUGUAAGUGUUAUUAAUGUUGAUAGAGUUCUUAAAAUGA
Paramecium tetraurelia is the source of this 261-nucleotide messenger RNA. RefSeq lists its product as uncharacterized. The transcript has 2 exons. Lineage: Eukaryota; Ciliophora; Oligohymenophorea; Peniculida; Parameciidae. The record is from RefSeq and is a predicted model, not a curated record.